AAGCAGAGCGGCCAUCUUGUCGAGCUCAGUCGGAAACCAACUGCCGAGCAGUGAAGGAUGGUGUAGAGAGGAGACGAGAGGCCAGAUGUGUUAGGCGAGGGAUUUUUUAAUGCGCUUCCGAGCCCGAUUGCCGCUACGUGCGAGAGGCUGUGCGAUAGCGACGACGGAGCUACAACGACCACCGCGGGAUUUUCGCGUGCGAAAAGGCCCGGUGCAUCCGGUUAAAAACCUUGUGCGGAGGGGGAGUUGUGGAGGAGCAGGAGCAGGAGCAGGAGGAAGAGGCGGAGGAGGCGGAGGCUCUGGCGAGAGGCUGACUGCGAGCUUAGCUUCUCAUCGGCGAAAAGGCUUGGCCGCCUGGUUGUGAGGAGUGGACGAGAUAGGCGGCGAAGAAGAGAGAGUGAGAAGAGACCAAGCAGCACACGUAGAAUGACCGACCGAGAGAAAGUGCAGUGUCAAAGUCUGUGAUAGUAUUUAUUCAAAAACAACAAGGUUUCGUACAUCUGUAGCGAAACAUCGUCGGCAACAGCAGCAUCUCUCGUGGACGUGUCAUCGUCGCUCGAGAGGGAGAGAAAGAGAAGAGAACGAAAUAGGGAAAAGAGGAACAGUCGUGCGCGCCGAGGGACGAAGCUGCGGAGUGAAGAUAUAAAGACAGAGAGAGAGAGAGAGAGACGCGUAGAAGAUAGACUUUAUAUAUUUAUUUAUAUCUGUGAUACCGACACGCUGAUAUACAUCGACCCUCUUCGCACGAAAUACGAGACGUGGACGAGCGAGAGGAGAGCAGAGAGGGAGAUUAUAUCAGUCUCUUAGUAGAUAGGCGUUUUUGUAAAUACGACUGACUCUUUUUUAUAAUUACUGCUAGCGGUGCGAGUCGUGAAAGAGAGAAAGAGAGAGAGAGAGAGAGAGAGAGAGGGGACAGAAAACGCGUGCACGGACGGAUCUUUCGACAGUGGUGUGAACCGUCAGAGAAUUCCCAGAUAUUGUCUGGACGAGCAGCAUCACGCGGUCGCAAGGAAACAUGGUGGAGAAAAUCCUGGAGGAGAGAGAGGACGGCACUCAGGAGGUUGGACGUGGUGACGGCACCUGCCGGGACGCAGUCUCGACGGGAGAAUCUAUGAGUGCGGUGCAAGCCCGUCAAGAAGAGGCGAGACGUAAGAGGCGCAGGAAGAGACGUUCCGGCUCGUCCUUGGUGUCCUCCUGCUUCCAAGAACUGUACAAAUUGACCGGUGAGGUACUUGGUGAGGGUGCUUAUGCCUCAGUUCAGACCUGUACGUCCCUCUACACUGACUUAGAAUAUGCCGUGAAGAUCAUCGACAAGAUUCCCGGGCAUGCUCGUGCCAGGGUGUUCAAGGAGGUCGAGACUUUCCAUCAUUGCCAGGGUCACCCGAACAUCAUUCAGCUGAUCGAGUUCUUUGAGGACGAAGAGAAGUUCUACCUUGUAUUCGAGAAAGUUAACGGUGGUCAGCUGUUAAACAGAAUUCAGGAGCGAGUUCACUUCACCGAGAGGGAGGCGAGUCAGAUUGUCAAUGAGAUUGCGAGCGCGCUCAACUUUCUUCAUAAGAAAGGGAUCGCCCAUAGAGAUCUCAAGCCAGAGAAUAUCUUGUGCGUGUACCCGGACAAACUGAUACCGAUCAAGGUAUGCGACUUCGAUCUCGGUUCAGGCAUCAAGUUCAACAAUUCGUUGUCAAGUCCUGUGGCUACACCGCAACUUUUGACGCCGGUCGGUAGCGCCGAGUUUAUGGCGCCAGAGGUAGUCGAGGCCUUUAUCGGCGAGGCCAAUUAUUAUGACAAGCGUUGUGAUCUCUGGAGUCUUGGCGUGAUCAUGUACAUCUUGCUCUGCGGCUAUCCACCUUUCUACGGGAACUGCGGCACCGACUGCGGCUGGGGUAGGGGCGAGAACUGUCAGGCCUGUCAGGAGUUGCUUUUCACCAGCAUUCAGGAGGGCAGGUACGAGUUCCCGGACAAGGAAUGGAGAUGCAUCUCUGAGGACGCGAAGGACUUGAUCAGAGGCUUGCUCGUCAAGGAGGCUCACCGAAGGCUGAGUGCAGAUAGUAUUUUGAAACAUCCUUGGAUCAAUCCUGGACCGACCUCCGUCGAAACUUGCGAUCGCCCGCUUACCACGCCUCAUAUCAUAAGGAGGAACAACUCCGCUAGAGAACUCUCAGCAUUCGCUGAGUCUGCAAUGGCUGUGAAUCGUGUGGUACUUCAACAUUUCUCUCUGAACCUUGAGGAUUUGGCGGAGAACAGGGAGCCGCGACUGUCCACGUCGUCCACCGACGACGAUAAUCACCCGUACGGGCACAUGUCCGAUUCUAGCAGCGAACUGUCCGAGAACAGCAAGCACUUCACGACGCAUUCCUCCAGCGAGUUCGAUGCCACGCGAACUCAGAAGUCGUCCUCCUCUGUGCUCUCCAACAUCGAUCUAAGCGACCCUAAAAUCAUCGGGAAGAAUCGCGUCCUUGGCAAGGACUCUCUGCACCUGUUCGGGUUGUCACCACCGUGCGAAAGCCGUCUGAUGCAACGUCGUCUGAAAGCGCGUUCGGAUCUGCUCGAACGUCAGUCCGGCAAAGCGGUAAUCGCAUCCCCGAGUGGCUAAGAGGUCGUUGUAACGAAAAAUUAUCGUCCUUUCUCGCUACAGUAUAAUUUGUCUCUUUGUAACUUGCACGCGCGAGAACGCGAAAUUGUACAAUACUUUUUCCAACGGCUUAGAUCGGUAAUGAUAGUAUGUAAAAGCGAAAGCGUCGUUGAGUCUCUGACUCUGCGCAGACGAAGAUAUAUUGGAUACGCGAAUAAGAUGAGAACAGGCUCGAUCGUUUACAAUAGCAGUUACGACGGCAAACACAUCAAUGACUCACGAGAUAAAUUCUGUAAAAUCCUGUCGCGAGAACUAUUGGAGAAAAACAAAAUAUAUCGUUAUCUUCUUUUUUUUCAGUAGCCGUAAGCCUCUUUUUGUCUUAAACUUUCCUUUUUAGCGUACGGUUCGGAUGAUAAGCAGAUGUUUUUAUUUCCAAUGUCCAAAAUCCUUUACCUUUACGUCUCAUCAAUCGCCUGAUAUUAACUUUUAACCAAUCGGUAAUAAUUAUGACGUGUUACAUAGAGAGAACGUAAAUACUAAAAUAACAUUAAAAAAAAAGAGUAAAUAUAUAUAUAUAUAUAUAUAUAUAUAUAUAUAUAUAUAUAUAUAUAUAUAUAUAUAUACAUAUAUAUACAUAUAUAUCCAUGUACGAUUUUGUUUAGAGUGUAAAUCUUAAUUGUAGCUUAAUAACGAUAUGCGCUGUAUGCGCAUUCACAAGUGUACCUCGCGCUGCGGUACGUAAAAAUCGAUACUUGAUCAGGAAAAAAAAAUCGUACGUCACAGUUUGACUUCCACUUACGACGUUGCGCGGUACGCGCGAGUAAUUCUUUCGUUUUCUUUGGAAAUAAAAGCAAAUCUGAUUACAUCUAACGCUGUAAAAUCAUCCUCGCUGCGUGUCAUCGGUUAUUCCACGCAGCUUAUAUAUGUACAGUUAUACGUUGCAUAUUGUACAGUAUAUAGGAGGUAUCUACGCAACACGCGCAUCAACAGCAUCUACAUACACAGACACACACACACACACACACACACGUGUCAGAAAUUCACGUACAUAUACUGAGUCCACGCUUCAUUCAUUCAUACACAUCGACGUCAUUGCGAGUCAGCGUCGCGAUCUGCGAGAUGACUCGAAAGAAUAUAUGGUUGCGUCAGCCGCCGUUGGCGCGAACCUUUAUUCUUUUCGUCAUGGUAGUGCACGUCGAGUAACACACGUACGCGCGCGUUCAUGUGUAGACAGGCAGAUUACAAAGAAAAAGAAAAAAAAUGAAAAAAAAAAUGAAAAAAAUGAGGGAAGAGAAAGAGAGAAAGGACCCUCAAGAUCGUGAUAGUUCACGCGCCAUCGAACGCACGAACACCCCUUUUACGUAAAUGUUAUUUUUAUUUGUUCGCCCAGGAAUCAUAUAUGAAUAAGAAAUGAGAGAAGGAAGAAAAAGAAAUGGUGGACGCGACAACCGAGAACGAAUGAUGUUCCUUUUACCGCACUUUUGAUAUUGUUUGAAGUAUAUUCGAGCCAUGUGAAUGUAUAUUUCGAGCAGAGCAAACCAGUGAUGAGCGUAUCUCGGCGCACAGGUGCAGAUUAUAGUUUGCUCAUAUUAGGUUAGUGAAAGCGCGAUAGGUCGUAAGAGACAAGAUUUCAAGACGAUAUUCUCGAGAAGGGCGUACAAUACAGGUUACGCGGUAUUAAAAGGGAUAGAGAGGGGAGAGUUAAAAAACAGAGAUAAAGAGGAGAAAAUACAGCCACUCUAAUAACAGAUCUCUCAGCUGUUAAAUCGUCGGCAACGAAUCAUCUAUCGAUUGGCGUUGCGUAUUUUUGUAGAGUUUUAUCGACCAGGAGUUGUUUUAACGUCGGCCCAUCCACCCACGGUAACGCGCCAAGCCUUUUUACGAGCUGUUUGCGUUUCUCUAGUUUCUCUGCGUUCGUCUAGACGCGAAUAACACGAGAAGCAUAAACGAAAAACGGCGUGAGUUCCACUUUUCGCUCGGGUCCGGGGGAAUAAUUGAUCGUAGCGACGUCUGUUCUCUUAUUUCUUUAUUGCGCGUUACCUUGGAGCAGAAUAAUAUAUGCACAAACAUAUAUGUACGCGAAGGGAAUUUCCUUUUCAUUCGCUUCUUCGUGCCGAUGUGGCGGACGGAUUUUACUCAGGGCAGCUGAGAAAUUAUGCUGCGCACGUGAUUAUACAUUACACCCGCGAGAGGUGAGAGGAGAAGGAUGAGAGAUGUGUAAGGAGCUAUUUGUAACGUUCACGCGUGUACGGAAUCUCUAGGGUUGUGACGUCGUGUAUACGUAUGCUCGAUUCAGGACGCGCUCCUUCGCGACACCUCAUAUUCUUCCUCCAUUAGGAGACGCACAACCGCUGGAGUGCCGUGCCCGCUAACAUUACGCGUUUGUACAUUACGAUCGCAUCGAAAACUUUCGUAGAGAGUCAUUCGCUUGCUAUAUUAGAACACGGCGAAUAUCGGCUUUUGUCAACUUUUGUCUUCUUUGUACUUUGUAAGUAUCGGUAAGAUUAACGUCUAACGAGCCUGGAUAAGAGAGUUAUUGCGCGAAAUAUACAUAUAUACACAUAUACGUAUAUAUAUAUAUAUUUACAUCCGUGUAAAUAAAAGAAAACUAUGAUGUGCAGAUGUGGAAAGCAAUAUAUAUAACGUGAGCUACCUUAAGGGGAAUAUUGGAAGAUUAUUGGAAGAUUAAUAUAUUAUUUUUUUUUUUUUUUUUAUAUCGGCCUCUCUCUUCGCGUAAGGCCAAAGAAUUCUUUCGCGUCGUUCCUUUAUUCGUCGUUCCGUAGUGCGCCCGCCACUACAACGUUUUCCGAGUAACAAUCUUUCUUUUUCUUAUCAAAAACACUUCUCCGCUUGUUUUUCUUCUCUCCCAAGAGUUUAUCUCAUUAUCCUGCUCGAAGUGCGAAGUGUGUCGCAUUACACGUGUUAAGCAAUCAAGCAUACGCUCGAGAAAAGGGAAAGAACUACAAAAUUGUCCUUUAUCUUUUCUAUAGAGUGUUACAAUGUGAAUGGAAGAGGUUUUCUUAAAUAUCAUUCAUGGCCGCGACGAUUUGUGUGACGAAAUUGAAGAGUGUGCGUCUCGGCAAAACAUAAAUAUAGAGCUCGAGUGUGUGUGUGUAUGUGUGUGAGAAUUAUUUUUUUUAAUUUUUAUUUUUUUCUUUAAAAUAAUAUAUAAUAUAAGGGAGUAUAAAAGUAAAGAGCGAGUGUGUCAGUAUGCUGUGUAAGGGAAAAAAAUAUAAAAGGAAAAGAAAAAAAUACAAAUGGCCAUAAUACAGAUCUGUUAAGCGUUAAUGGAUAUAAGAUUGUACAAUAGAGCGCGCGAGAGUGAGUGGAUGGAUGUGCGUGUGUGCAUAUAUACGCGUGCAUUAAAGAGAUAGAGAGAGAAAAAAAAGAAUUGUGUGCAUACGCGUGUACGCCUGCGAGUGUGAUACACGUGGAGAGGAAAACUAACUAGUAGCCUCAUAAGAGAAGAACCCAACUUGAACAGGAUCUUGUCAGAAGUUUGUAGCGUAAGGACCCGGACACACAGAAAAACUUGAGCAAUAAGAAAAUUGACCAAUCAUAGUCUUUUUCUUUGAUUGUUCUUCGACUGUAAAAAGAAUCGUCGACUAUGAUCAGUCAAUUUUUCUAAUAUUUAAAUUUUUCUGCGUAUCUCCGACCUAAGAACACCGCUGAGUCGUACCGAUCGUGUUGCGAAAUCAUCACAUUUCCCGUCUUCAUCCGUUUACAUCUUCGCAACGCUCGCGAGUAAUCUUUUUUUUCAUUUGGGACAGAUGAAACUAUGAGUCGUUUUAAAGUCGCUCGAGAUUGAAGCGACGGCGCGGCGUUUCUUCGUCCGGAGAGGAGCUGGUGGACGACGUAACAUACGCGACGAUACAUACAAUACAUUGGUCGGGUUUCGCACGGUCGGCUAUAACGCAGCGGUCGGCAGUACACGUGAAAUAUACGGACGUUAUCAUUCUUCAUUCUCUUCCCGAUACAUAAUGCGUAGGUUUCCUUUGCCGAGCGAAAGAGAAUGUAUAUCACGAAAGACAUGAACGAGUAAGCGACGAAACGCGUCGUCGACGACGACGUACGUUCGCGCGUCGUGCCAAUCCAGUCGUCCCCAUCGCCUAAAGUGCGGGGAUUCUAUUGUCGCAGAAACGAGCGUCGCUGCGAGGAGAGGAGAUUUAUGUCACACUUUCUUUCGAAGAGAGAAAGAUGGAGGCGCGACGAAAGGGGAGUGAAAGAAGAAACGAGCAAUCACCUGUUAAAUGUUUCAAACGGUAUGCAUAUCCCGUUCCUCUCAUCAUCUUCCGGCCUGCACACUCUGUAGAGCACUAUGUUCCCGUCGCAAAACCCCGCUAUUGUCGUGUCUUUCUCUUUUUCGCGAAUAACAAUGGCAAUGCUCGUUAGUAUCCGCGGUUGGACACAUCUCUCGCGAGAAGACGCGUCUUUCUUUCUCGACGAAAAGAAAUGAGAGAUGUCGAAGACUAAUCAGAACUAGCUCGCGAUACGGUCCAUUGUUCACACAUUGUCACGAUAAUUUCUGAUUUCGACGAGCGUUUGCACACACGCACCGCGUGCAACCGCGUCAGAGAGAAAGAUAGGAGUGUGCGACGACAACUUGAUGCGAGAUACAAUUUCGGUCACUUAUUAUUCGUAGCGUAGUCGAUGUAAACGAUCGACAGUGGAAGAGUGAAAAUACUGGAGAAUGUAAAUAAGAUUUAUCUAGUAGCUAUAGUGCCUAUAUCCUAAAAAAGUAGAUUGAUAAGUAGUACCACCCCCAAAUUUUACCUCCUUAUCCUCGUACCUGCCUAGCUACCUACCUGUCUCUAUCUACUUGCCAAACCUACCUACCUACCUACCUAGCUGAUCUUUCUCGCUACUUUCCUUACCUCACGUUGAAAAGGGAAAAGAUAAGAAAAUUUAAGCACUUUCCUCUCCACUUUUAUGGCCUUCUCAACUGACCUUCUUUUAACAUCGUGUAUCAUCAAAAAAAUUCAAACAUUCCUUUCUAAAAAUCUCUCUAUAGAAAAACAAGUUCUUUUACCUUGCUCUGUGCAUGCCUACUUCCUUGCCUACUCUCCAGCCUUCCUCAUUUCCUUGUUCCCUCCUUCCUCCUCUUUCCUUCCCAUCUCCCAAAAAAAUUGUUAUAAAAGAAAAAAUGGCCAAAAAAUAUUUUUUAUUUUUCAUACCCACUUGUAUGUAGUAAAGACAUACGAUAUAUUUUUUUGACACGGUUGAGGAGAAGACGGAGCUUGCUUAGGAAAGGAAGGAGAAGCCGCUCGUCCCAACGGUCGUUCCCGUCUCGGGAUCACUCGAACAUUCGUAUCACGUUUGUACUUCUUGUAUUGUAAGAGAGAGAUGAAGCAAAAAAGAUCGGGACGCGAUCGUGGAAGACAACAGCGUCUCCUUCAUUUCUUGCGUUUGGUGCGAUAUCUUACUGCGCUUAGUAUUAGACACUUUUGUAAACUGGAGUCGCUCUUCUGUUUUGUGUGUAUGUGUGUAUGAGAGAGAGAGAGAGAGAGAGAGAGAUUGUAAGAAAGAUUUUGUGAGACAGAAAGAGAGAUGUGAGAGAGAGAGAGAAAAAAAGGGCCAAAGUCCACACGAAAAAACGUGCUCAUGUACGUAGUUUUCAGUUUACAUACACGGAAUACGUGUUCUCACUACAUUUCCUUCGAUAUUAUCCGGAGGAUUGAAAAAAAUAAUUUAAAUGGAGUUCUUUUUUUCUUGUUUUCGACUUUAUUAUCACGAAAUUGGACUAUUUUCCGAUUAAAAAGAACGAAGAUAUCGCUGGAGAAACGUUUACGUUUUCGAUAUCUCGUUCGAACGCGGGCGAUUUUGAAACACUUGAAGGUAUAUCACGUCGUGAGCACGAGAGGCGCUUAGUUUCUCGAGUAUACUUUUAUUCGUAUUUAAGUGGCGCGCGCUUAGCCUAGAGCGAAACAUGUAAAUGUUGAGACUGGAUGAUGAACGUACAAAAGAACUUUAUUAUAUCUGUAAAACACACGAAGACACACACGCUAAGUUAAUCGCUCCACGAUUUGAUGCGUACGAUCGUCCGAGGAAGCGAGAGUACUCGUAGCGCGCGAUUGGCUUUUGAUCGCUAAAAUGAGAGCAACAGUAAUAAUUCCUACGACGACACGAAUUGUCCGGAGGGAAAGAGAGAAACGAAGAAUCUGAUUGCAAUCCGGCAAUGGCGUGAUUCGAAGAGAAAAAAAAAGAAGGAAAAUAAGGAAAAACAAAUACACGAUCUGUCAUUAAUUCCUGAUAUAUUGAUCAUUAAAAUGUAUAUUUUUUAAGUGAAA
This is a messenger RNA of Odontomachus brunneus, 8859 nucleotides long. Its product is annotated as MAP kinase-interacting serine/threonine-protein kinase 1-like. Lineage: Eukaryota; Metazoa; Arthropoda; Insecta; Hymenoptera; Formicidae. Gene Ontology annotation, biological process: peptidyl-serine phosphorylation; protein autophosphorylation; intracellular signal transduction. Gene Ontology annotation, cellular component: cytoplasm; nucleus. The transcript is spliced from 5 exons. Gene Ontology annotation, molecular function: calcium/calmodulin-dependent protein kinase activity; calcium-dependent protein serine/threonine kinase activity; calmodulin binding. Bases 1016 to 2593 code for a protein of 525 amino acids. The record is from RefSeq and is a predicted model, not a curated record.